Messenger RNA from Sinocyclocheilus grahami, 2889 nucleotides. It is a transcript of the gene rgs20, whose product is annotated as regulator of G protein signaling 20. NCBI's taxonomy places the organism in Eukaryota, Metazoa, Chordata, Actinopteri, Cypriniformes, Cyprinidae. The transcript has 5 exons. The coding region runs from base 606 to 1280 and encodes 224 amino acids. The record is from RefSeq and is a predicted model, not a curated record.
AACAGAAUCUAUUCUGUCACCAGUGACUCUAAGUAAGCCGUGGUUCCUGACGAGAAAGGGAACCUCCUUAUGAUGUUACUGUGCUUAGGGCGGGGGUCUUCCUCACAUUUUAAGUCCAUGGUUCACCAUAACCCUCAGUCACAUUCUAUGACACAUUAUUGACACCUUAUGUGCGGCGCACAGGGACACAAUCGGUCUGCUUGACCACUCGUUUCAUUGGUGGCAGUGUUAAACCUAGCCAUCCUCCUCCAUUAAACACACAAAACAAUAUGAGCGUUUUAUUUAUUAGGCUACUAAGCUGACGUUUGCGACUCGUUUUCUUGACAAACCGCAUGCAGAUGCGUGGCGUUGGGUGUGUAAAUAAUUUGAAAGUAAAAACCGCAGGAGUGCAGGAAAACAUUUAAAUAUGCCGUAUUUCACCGUUAGAUGUAAGUGCAUCAUGAAUCAGUGACAUCCAGAGGAUUUACGCGACCACCGCCACAGCUCGCGAGAGACACGCAUGCGCAUUGUCAAAAAACAGCCGGUCUUUAAAAAAUCCUUACGCCAACGGAUGUAAUCAAGGCAAAGUAUAUCUCUUAUCUCUGGGCAUACAUGGUGAAAUUCCCAUGGGAUCAGAGCGGAUGGAGAUGCGAAAGAGGCAGAUGUCGGUGCAGCAGGAAUCGGUGGCGGGCACCACAGCACCGGUGCAGAACGAGCAGCCCGGCCAGGGGAACCGUGGCUCCAAUGCCUGCUGCUUCUGUUGGUGCUGUUGCUGCAGCUGCUCCUGUCUCACUGUUAGGAAUGAAGACAGAGAUGAGAGGAAUCGGAGAGCCUCGUAUGAUUUUAAAGCAGAGGGGAAUGCAGAUUUUGAGGAAAGUACGAAACCGACUGCAGAGGAGGUCUGCUUGUGGGGGCAAUCUUUCGACAAACUGAUGCAAUGCCCCGCUGGAAGAAGUGCCUUCCGGCAGUUUCUGCGCACCGAAUUCAGUGAGGAAAACAUGCUCUUCUGGUUGGCCUGCGAGGAAUUCAGUAAGGAAACCAAUAAGAGCCUCAUCGAGGAGAAGGCACGAAUAAUAUAUGAAGACUACAUCUCUAUCCUCUCACCCAAAGAGGUGAGCCUCGACUCUAGAGUUCGAGAGGUUAUAAACAGGAACAUGCUGGAGCCAACAUCCCACACGUUUGACGAUGCCCAGCUCCAGAUAUUCACACUAAUGCAAAGAGACUCGUAUCCGCGAUUCAUGAACUCGUCGGUAUACAAAAACCUGCUUAAGACAGUCUCUGAGCAGUCGGUGGAAACUUAGAUCUCUGUGAUCCCGGUCGAAUGCCCCCUCCCUAUCUUUUGCCCGUUACCUUUUCUUGUGUAGAAUAUGUUUAAAAGGACCCCAGCAUGGGUUCUCCCAGGGAUUUUACCGCUAUAGCGAUCUGUACCUGAAAAAAGACGCUCAGGUCUCCAGGUCACUGGAUUUUUAAAAAAUGUCUCAAAUUUCCCGAGGGCUCAACGUAAGUACUCUACAAGUACUGCUACAGAUCAGCAUAGCAAACGAUGCUCCAAAGGAUUAUCAGUGCGUUUCGGUGUUUUUAAGAAAAAUAAUCGAUUUUAUUUGUGUUGGCAGUUUUUUUUUAAAAAUUGUUUUUAAUUAAUUUUUUUGUAUUAAUGUUUGAAGGAAGAUGUGAUACCAAUCGUGGGCUAUAUACAGUAGAUAUAUUUAUGAAUUUGUAUUACAGUUCUUCAAUCUUUUUUUUCUUGUGUUACACUAUUUAAAGAAAAGGGAAUUAUGGGUAACAAGAAUUGCCCGUUUAUGAAAAAUGCGUAUGAGAAUCAAAGCUCGAGUCAAGGCAACGCUUCAGCUCUACUCACGGGACGCCCCCGUUGUAAACAGUAUUGUUACAGCUACUUUAUCAAAUAACCCCUGUUAUAAUUAAUUAAUUUGCUGUAAAGUUGCUUUGCAACGAUUUGUAUCGUAAAAAGCGCUAUACAAACAAACUUGAAUUGAAUUGAAUAAUGACUUGGCAUCUCCAAUGAGAAAUCAUCAUUAUCAGAAAUAAAGAGAAAAACUAAAAAUUAUAAUUAAAGAGAAAAAAUAUAUUGUAAGGGGGAAACAUUUAAAUGAGUAUUUCAAAUCAAAUAGCAUAUCUCAGACAGCUUAGUUCAGUUAUUUCCCCUGCCUUUUGUACUGCUAGAAAAUAUCAAAAAUGUAUUUACAUAAGUAUCAUCUAUCCAUAAGUGUUUUUCUGUAUCAUAGCAUUCAUUGAUUCAACUAAGAGUUGGUUGGACAUGGCAACUAUUCCUUGCAUGUACUCAACCCAAAGACGCUACGAAGACUGAAAGCCUCAUCAGUGUACAGUAUAUAGAGGUAGUAAUAUUUAUACGAAUGACCUCGGAUAGAAGAGAUUUAACAUGCAGGUAUUAUAUUACAGUAUCAAAUGUGUUUUAGAUCUAAACAUGAGCCCUGAAAGGAAAGGUGCAGGUUUUAUUGCUAAGACCCUCAUAAGUAGAUGACACCAAAGUAGCCAAGUCCAGUAAAACUGUGCGAUUAGCUUUCUCUCCAAUACAACUGACUAGAAUUGGAGCUGCCAAGUUCGUACUGUAUUUUUAGUUCUGUGAAUUACUUUGUUGCCUGAAUUUCAUGUCGCUCAAAGACAAGAUCCUCACUCGGGGAAGUGCCUUGACAUUCAAUUUUGUGACAUCUCUUUUUUGGCAAUAGUUGAUUUAAACUCUUGCCACAUACAGUACGUAGACUCUGGGCUUUUGAUCAUUCAUGAGAUGACUUGUCCUGCACGGUGGUAACUUCUGAAUUGAGCUAUUGCACUUUGUUUGCCUCUAGUUUUGGAGCGAAAAACACCAUUGGUUUUGGGUGACCGUGAUUUCACCAAGUACAACAUGUUCCCCGAUCAACAUCCUUGUUGAUC